UUCUGUGAUUCUAUGAUUUCCAGUGCAACUCCCUUAAGGUCACGUAAAAUCAGACACCAUUCCUUGUUUAAGCCAGGUGCGGAGGCUUUCCAGGUUGCUUGGCUCCUAUUUCUUGCCUAGUAACACCUUCUCCUCUAUGGUUUCAAAGUCAAAAACAGCUUCAAGUUUUUUUCAGUUCAGCUCAUGCCACAGGUCAUUUGGGGCAAGUGGGUGACCUGUACCUUAUUCUCUGAAUUAGGCCAAGAGAAUCCACGGAGAGAAGCAGGAUUAAUAAGUGGGAUACCAUAAAAAGAGGAUGCCUGUAUUAGUAGGGUGGAUAUUAGUGUGCCAGCCCUGAAAAAUGUCCAGAUCUUUCAGGCUGGCUUCUAAUAGUAGGAUUAAAAGAAUUUAGUAGCAAAAAUCUAGAGAGCAAAUAUUUGCCUUCCUGGCUUUCAGAGAUUUAACUGCACUGGCCUUCAACUGGUCAUGGCACACCCUGCAGUCCAUGGAUUCCAAUGGAAGAAGUCUGCAUUUAGUAACAUAAAUAUUGGCUUGUUUAUCUUACACCCACGUCAAGUGGGUGCAGCCAGCGCUGCUGACUCAAGCCGAGCCAUGUGGGGGUUUCGCAGCAUGAUCAAGUGCACCAUCCCGAACAGCUACCCUCUGCUGCAGUUUGCUGACUACGGCUGCUACUGCGGCUUUGGAGGCAGCGGGACUCCAGUGGACGAGCUUGACAGGUGCUGUGAAGUACACGAUCACUGCUACUCACAGGCAAAGAGACUAGAAUCAUGCAGACACAUUGUGGACAACCCCUACACAAAGCCAUACAACUUCACCUGCUCCAGUGGGCAGGUUACGUGUAACAGUAUGUCCACUUCCGCGUCGCUCCACUUCAAACAUCACUGCGGGGGACGGGGCUGCAUUACACCCGGUGAUUUUGUGGCAGGAAGGCGCGGUGCAAGUCCCUUCCAGCGGGGCUGGCUGUCAGAAACGGGGCACCUCACGCAGGCACUGGAGUGAAUAUUCUCCAUAUAGCACACAAUUUAACAUUUAUGAAAGGUAUACGGUAUUGCAGUGUGUAGGGAAGCCUGUCACCUCUUCAGGGGAUUGAGUCCCUGUGGUACUUUUCUGGGAGUCCCUUUAAUGGCGGUAUUUAAGAGACCGGCGUGCUGACUAGGAAGUGUUAGGCAGCUUCUGCUGGGCAUAUCUAAUGUAAUGGCGGAGCUUUUUUAGGGCUCUGGAAUGGAGAUAGGUAGCAGAGAGGCUGGCAAACAGAACUGCAGGGAGGGAAGGAAGGAGCAAGGAGACGGCUGGGCUGGAGCGCACAGCUUUGGGGGCCGAGGGUUAGCGGGGAGGAGCACAUACACCCGCAAAACCGGGGCAACGGCAGCAGCUCCCCGAGCCGCUGCCACGCCCGGCGGUGGAGCUGCGGGUCUGACCGCUCCCGCUCUCUCCUCCAGGCGACAACGACGAGUGCGAGAUGUUCGUCUGCAACUGUGACCGCGCCGCCGCUCUGUGCUUUGCCAAGGCGCCCUACAACCCCGAGCACA
Messenger RNA from Phalacrocorax carbo (great cormorant), 1529 nucleotides. Lineage: Eukaryota; Metazoa; Chordata; Aves; Suliformes; Phalacrocoracidae. The record is from RefSeq and is a predicted model, not a curated record.